Molecule: messenger RNA, 1091 nt
Organism: Drosophila kikkawai
Lineage: Eukaryota; Metazoa; Arthropoda; Insecta; Diptera; Drosophilidae
Gene: viaf
Product: viral IAP-associated factor
Biological process (GO): protein folding
Cellular component (GO): cytoplasm
Source: RefSeq, a predicted model, not a curated record
CCCGACUGGCAGCGCUGGUCGUGACUCACGACGUGACGUCAUUAUUUUCAUUUAAAUUAGUUUAUUUUUAGUUUAAAAGCUGCAUGCUCUCGGCCCCUGCCAAAUUUUAAUACAUUUAUUCUGUGAAUACAACAAAUAAAAAUGCAGGACCCCAACGAAGACACCGAGUGGAACGAUGUGCUCCGCGCCAAGGGAAUCAUUGGACCCAAGGCCAAGGAGGCGGAGAUCACAGAGGACCAGAUCCAGAAGCUGAUGGACGACGCCAUCCAGCGGCGCACAGACCUCCCGCUGAACGAGGGCCAGCGGGACAAGAAGAUCGACGACAUGUCGCUGGACGAGCUCGACGAGCUGGAGGACUCGGAGGACGAGGAGGUGCUGGAGCAAUACCGGCUGCGGCGCAUCGCCGAAAUGCGGGCCACCGCCGAGAAGGCGCGUUUCGGUUCGGUUCGCGAGAUCUCCGGCCAGGAGUACGUCAACGAGGUGACCAAGGCGGGCGAGGGCAUCUGGGUUGUCCUGCAUCUGUACGCCAACGGAGUGCCCCUCUGCGCCUUGAUACAUCACCAUAUGCAGCAGCUGGCCGUGCGCUUCCCGCAGACCAAGUUCCUGCGCUCUGUGGCCACCACCUGCAUACCGAACUUCCCCGAGAAGAACCUGCCCACCAUCUUUAUCUACCACGAAGGAGCCCUGCGCAAGCAGUACAUCGGUCCCCUGGAGCUGCGCGGCGAGAAGCUGACCGCGGAGGAGCUGGAGUUCAUGCUGGGCCAGGCGGGCGCUGUGCCCACAGAGAUCACAGAGGACCCACGGCCGCAGAUCAGGGACAAAAUGUUGGCCGAUUUGGAGGACAAGAGCGCGGACUUUUACUAGGCAGGAAAUAACCCAUCUACGUAACCCCUUUGGAGUGCCUCAAUAUGCUAAGGAGUUAUUAAUCUAAUUUCUUGUUAAAUACUAAGUUCACAAAUUCCUGGAAGAGGAACUGACUCCCAAUUGGUGGCACUCCAACCUCAGGGGGGCUCCAUUUUCAUUUCAUUAUUUUGUGGCAUUUAGUUUUCGUUUUCUUCACACAAAUAAAUUGUUUACUUUUUCUACUAGAA